UCUUCUUCUAUUUCUUUGAUGUGAACUAAUUCCUUGUUCAAAUUAUACGCUUAUUUACCCAGAGAGCCAAGAAUUUAUGUGACCAAAGUUCUCAGGGAUUCAGGAUUUAAGUUGUACAACCACUACAGCAUAAGCUUGGUCUUUUUGUAAAAUUGAUUACAAUUUAAAUAUUAUUAUCUUUACUAUAAAAUGCCAUCUUUACGUAAACCAAUCAAUCAAUCAGAUUUUUUCUCUGGAUCCUGUUACAAUUAUUCUGUAUUUCAGAUGAGCUUCUAGCUACAAAAUGGCAGACAGGAAUUCAGACAGUAAAUCUAGUUUGCCUAAGGCGUAUGAUGUAGAGGCCCGGGAGCGAGAGGAGAGAAAGAGGAAGAGAAGGGAUGGGGAGGAGGGAAGAGAAGAUUUUGAUUCCUUCCCCGUGAUGAUGUCCUUCAAGGCGUUCCUGGAGACUCAAGAUGAUAGUAUAACUGAUGAAGAAGCGCUGGCCAAGUAUGGUGAAUACAAGCUUGAAUUCCGACGCCAGAAAAUCAAUGAAUUCUUCGUCUCGCACAAGACCCAAGAAUGGUUCCGACUAAAAUACCAGCCUCAAGAGCUCCAGAAGGCUACAAAGAAAGCACAGAAGGCGAUCAGGAGGCGCUGUGAGAUCUUCCAGGAGUUGUCUGACAAGGGGUUUCUGGAGGGGGUCUCCUGCGACGAUGGAAAGGAGAUGGAGAUUAUCAAACUCUUAGACUCAGUUGUUAUUCUGCUAGAGGGAGGUAAUUACGAGGAUAUUAAGAACCUGGACUUGGAACAGAAUAACAAUGAUGCCGUGAAGCACAAGUCUUCUAGUAUUUUCAUCAAGAACCUUCAUCCUUCCAUCACACGAGACGACCUGCACGGGAUUGUGUCAAAGUAUCCAGGAUUUCUUCGUCUCGCCAUUAGCGAGGCCGACGCAAAGAUUGGUUUCUCCCGUCGUUGUUGGGUUAGUUUUCAGAGGAAUGCGAAAAUCCGUGAAAUAUGUUUCGCACUGAACAACGUACAGUUAAAGGGAUUGGAAUUGCAGGCGGUGGUCAACAAGGACCUGUCCAGGAGAACCAGGACAACAGAGGACAAGGUUAACCUUCAGAAAGUUCUGGAAACCGAUUUCAACACUGCCCUGGCCAUUAUCAAAUUUCAGGAUGAAAAGCAUGGUGUAUGGGUCGAGGAGGCACCUGAACCUGUUAAACCUGCCGAGGGAGAUGCUACUCCUGAAGUUAAGGUUGAGAAGGUCGCUCCAGCAGUUCGUGCUAACCCGUUGAUGUCCGAGGUUGAGAAGUCAAAGGAUAAUAUUGCUGACCUUAAAUCUGCUCUGGACAAGCUGGUUCUAUAUCUCAGGGUUGUGCAUAGCAUAGACUUCUAUGGUCAGAAAGAUUAUUCUGGAGAGGAUGAAAUGCCAAACAGAUGUGGAUUGAUUCAUGUCAGGCCAAGUACGUGUGCUGAUUACGAUGAAGCCGAAGUUUGUAAGUUCCUCAACUCCAGGGUUCCUCUCUACUCCACCUUUACUACCAAUAAGAUCCAGAUGGAUGAAGCCGAGGCUAAGAAGCUGGGACUGAAGGAUGAAGAUUUUGAAAUAGAGAAGUUUAUAUCCGCCAACAGUCAAGAGCUUGCUAAGGAUAAAUGGUUGUGUACUCUAUGUUAA
Eurytemora carolleeae is the source of this 1654-nucleotide messenger RNA. RefSeq names its product serrate RNA effector molecule homolog. The coding region runs from base 284 to 1654 and encodes 456 amino acids. The record is from RefSeq and is a predicted model, not a curated record. The transcript has 11 exons. Gene Ontology annotation, molecular function: RNA binding. Gene Ontology annotation, biological process: mRNA processing; primary miRNA processing. Gene Ontology annotation, cellular component: nuclear body. Lineage: Eukaryota; Metazoa; Arthropoda; Copepoda; Calanoida; Temoridae.